Electrophorus electricus (electric eel) is the source of this 3212-nucleotide messenger RNA. RefSeq names its product inositol monophosphatase 1-like. The record is from RefSeq and is a predicted model, not a curated record. Gene Ontology annotation, molecular function: inositol monophosphate 1-phosphatase activity. Gene Ontology annotation, biological process: phosphatidylinositol phosphate biosynthetic process; signal transduction; inositol metabolic process. NCBI's taxonomy places the organism in Eukaryota, Metazoa, Chordata, Actinopteri, Gymnotiformes, Gymnotidae.
AAGGUCAGGAAAGUGUGAGAACGCAGUUCUGAAAUGAACCACUAGGUAGCUGGUAGUGGGUCUGAAAGUGCGGUUCUGCGGCUCAGCAGUUGGAUACUGUCGUAACCCAACGCUAGCUAUAAUGGCUAUAAUCAGUAUUUACUGAGCGUUUAGUGUCGACACUGUAGACUGAUUUCUGUAAGUUUGCUUGCUAUGGUCAUGUAUGAUGGAUCCUUGGCAAGAAUGUAUGGAUUACUGUCUUGGGGUUACAAAAGAGGCAGGAAAGAUGAUUCGUGAUGCCGUACAGAGAGAGAUAUCCAUAAUGCAGAAGAGCUCUCCAGUAGACCUGGUCACAGAGACAGACCAGAAGGUGGAGGAACUAAUUAUAUCCUCCAUCAAGAAGACAUAUCCAAGUCACAGUUUUAUAGGUGAGGAAUCAGUGGCUGCUGGAGCAUCCAGUGUUCUAACCGAUAACCCGACCUGGAUCAUUGAUCCUAUCGAUGGAACCACAAACUUUGUCCACAGGUUCCCCUUUGUGUCAGUCUCCAUUGGAUUUACAGUGAAUAAACAGAUAGAGUUUGGUAUUGUGUACAGCUGUAUUGAGGACAAAAUGUAUACUGCUCGCAAGGGUAAAGGAGCAUUCUGCAAUGGAGCCCCUAUCAAAGUCUCACGGCAGCAGGACAUCACCAAGUCCCUGGUACUGACAGAGAUGGGUUUCAAAAAAGAUCCAGAACACUUCAGGAUCAUGAUGGCCAACAUGGAGAGCCUCCUUACUAUCCCUGUUCAUGGGAUCCGGGCCCCUGGCAGUGCGGCUGUGAAUAUGUGUUUGGUAGCUUGCGGGGCAGCAGAUGCCUACUACCACAUGGGAAUCCACUGCUGGGAUAUGGCAGGAGGAGCAGCCAUAAUUACUGAGGCUGGGGGAGUCAUCAUGGAUGUCACAGGGGGGACAUUUGAUCUGAUGUCUCGGAGGUUGAUUGCAGCAAGCAGUAGAAGCAUAGCACGGUGCAUCGCCAAGAAAAUACAACAGCUCCCUUGUGGACGAGAUGAUGUGGAGAACUAGAUCACUCGCUACAAAAGAAAAAGAGAGGCUUUUGCUUUAUAUGUGAAUAUAGGCUUUAAAAGGUCAGAUAUCAUACCAUCAUACUAUCUCUUUGCCUUACAUCUGAGAAGAAAUGAAGAAUUUACUGGAAUUUAUGGGUUUUGUGUAAAUGCUUGAAUUUUGAAAUAAUUUUUGUUUUAAGAAAUAUAUGCUGUACUCUGGCUCAGGUAGAUAUGCAGGUCCAAAAAUUGAUCUUAAAGUUAUUGUGAUUGACUAAUACAAGUAUGCAUGAUUGAAUUAUUGUGGAAUUGAUAUGAUUGCAGUUUUAACAGUUGGUACAUUUAGAGCUACAUGUUUCAAUCCAAACCUUUAUUGUAGGCUUUUUUAUUGCAAUGUUUGAGUUCUUUGGUGUGAACAUAACAUCCAAAUUAUUUUUUACAAAUUAUUGAAAAAUUCAUCCAAAAGAGUUGAGACUUAGUUUGGUUAAUAUUUUCCCCGGAUGUUUUAAGAAUAAAGCUUUUUCCUUUUUAUUUAUUGCUUAACUGUUUUCUCUUUGUUACUUCUGCUCUUAUAAGAAACAUGUAAAAAAAAAAAUUGGAAAAAAAUUUUGGUUGAAAUAAAGUAGUGCUCAAUUGUUUGCCCUCUGUGAUGUAAAUGUCUAGAAGGUGUAAAAUAUUGUACAUUUGUUUUUUUUUAAACUACUAUUUAAGGUGUCAUUGUUAGGUUAAAGCAUGAAGUAAGUUUUAUUAAACUAAUAAUUUAAAACUGCUACCCAAACAUUGGUUACUCUGGCAAUUGUGCAUGUGUUUAUCUAUCUGCAGUGUCUAGUUAAACUGGGUUUCUUUAUUACUAUUAUCUAGUAAUGUCUUCUGGUAUAUUUAGCAGUUCCCAAAAAGCCCACUAAUCUGCUGUAACGCAUUGACCUUAAAGGAGCAUAACCUAGUUUUUUGGUCAAUUUGAAGACUAAUCUGUGCAAAAGGCAAUGUUCUAGAUGAGUAUUCCCUACUUUUAAGGUACGUUAUCUAGAUGUAAUGUAUAUUUAUUUCCUGCCAUGCACAAGUGGAGCAGUGUUGCUGGCUGACUCAUUAAACAGGACUCAGAAUGUGUAGCUAGUAAAGCUGUAUGGGAUGGUCAAAAUAUUAUAUUGUGAUUGUCACACAAUAUGUUAAAAACACUUGUGAACCUUUCAUUUAAUGCUUAUUUAAAUAUUGGUCUGAACAAUCUUGACUCCAUAAUAGCUGAAAUUGGACAGAGCUCACAACACUCAAUUAUAAAUAAAGUGAUAUAUUAGAGGGUUCUUUAUUGCAGUGUUGUGUGAUAUCAGUAUAAAGUCUGGUAUUAAGAUACCAAUUGAUGAACAGUAUGCAGUGUUUCCUUGUGGGUCAGUUUAGCUGGCUGCAGUAGUUAGCAUUCUAGCUCAGAUGAAGGACCUAACAGGAUUUUGAAUGAUUUUAAAAUCAAAAUUGCAAUCAGUUCAUUAAUCACUAAGUUGUCCAGGAUGCGACUUUCUAUUUCAGAAACACAAGGCAAAUAAUGAAAAUUAACUGCAAACACAAUGAGUUUCAUAAAGUCAGUGCACAUGACCAGUACUGGGCUUAUUGAAUUACACUGGAUGACCCACCAGAUUGUGUGUCAUUUAACUGUUUUUCUUUUUUAACAUGAAACCUGGUCUAUAAUACAUUAUAGAGCAUUAAAAUGUUCUAUUAUUUCUCUCUGUAUUCGUUGAAUAUUUAUUUCCAGCAGUGAUAUCUAACAGCUGUUACCCUUUUUUGAUUUCCAUCCCCUGUAUUUAUUGACUGCUUCUCCAUAUGGUAACCUGUCUGUUCCACCAUUACCAUGUAGGAACUCAUGUUGUAUUAAAGGAGAUGAAAAGGUUCCAUUUGCUUAUCUGUAACCAAGGGAAAAACACAUUGUAUUGUGAAAAUAUUAGAAUUGUAAGAAUGUUAUAUUAAUUGUUUUCUGCUGCAAUUGAUCCAAACUCCAAAUAGUAAAUUUAAAUGUCUUGGAGUUCAUGUCUAGGUGAUAUGACACUGCCAAUGUUAAAUGAACACUUAAGGUUUUGUGCGGUGCAUUGAUUGAGUCAUAAGUGACAAAACCAUUGCACCAGGGACAAAUAUAAUUCUGAUUUGAAAUAUGAUCGGAACAUGGUUAUGAAAGCAAACAAUAAAAUAAACAUGCAGAAUAAAAAUGUAAA